AUGACUGCUGGUUCAGUGUGUGUCCCUCAGAUCAUACCACUUAGAGUGCCUCAGCCUGGAAAAGCUAACCAUGAAAUUGAUAACAACACACUAUUGGAAAUGAAAUCAGACACCCCAGAUGUCAGCAUAUAUUAUACCUUGGAUGGCAGCAAACCUGAAUUUCUAAAGAAAAUUGGUUAUGGUGAAAAUAAUACAUUUAAGUAUAUAAAACCUAUUACUCUACCUGAUGGAAAAAUACAAGUUAAAGCUAUUGCGGUCUCUAAAGACUGCAGACAAAGUGGCGUCGUAACGAAGGUGUUCCAGGUAGACUGUGAACCACCAAAUGCAGUCUCUACUGAAGACAGUGCUGACGAUGUUCUCAAAGAUUCAUCAAAGCAGGUAUUAAAAAAUGGAUUUGUUGGAUCAAAACAAAGGAAGAAAUACAAGAAUGCUGAAAAUAAACAUGGUUGGAAUGUUAGUUUUAGAAAGUUUCCAGAAAGCCCACUGGAAGUCCCAGCUUACCAUGAAGGAUCCGGUUCUAGACCACCCACACGCAUGUCCCAGUCCCCUGGUUUUGCACAUAUAAGGAGCCAAAAGAGUUUGACAAGCACGGAGAUCAUGAGAAUUCAAAGGGCGACAGACUUUCUCAAGUGUGCCCACUGCCUCUCUCCUCGCCCAGCAGAUCCCUUUGCUUUCUUCUGUCAAGAAUGCGGCUCUCAUGUGCCCCCCAUAUUUGGCUGUCGUCUCCCACCCCCAGAAGGAGCUCAGAUGGGCUUAUGUGCAGAGUGUGGAAACAUGGUUCCCAUGAACACCCCCAUCUGUGUGGUGUGCGAGGCCCCUCUCGCUCUGCAGCUGCAGCCUCAGGCCAGCCUCCGCCUGAAGGAGAGGGUGAUCUGCAGGGCUUGUGGGACGGGAAAUCCUGCUCACCUGAGGUACUGUGUCACCUGCGAAGGGACUCUGCCUUUGUCACCAGAGCUCGGGAUUCCUUCUGGCUACUCUGUUUGCCCUCAAUGUGGGGCCAGCAACCACCUGUCUGCCCGAUUCUGUGGCUCCUGUGGUAUUUAUGUGAAGUCUUCGGGGAGACUGAGCUUGAGCAGCGGCCUGGCUCUUCGUGCUGGGGAGCCGCGCCCUUUUUCUGAGCCCCGAUCUGCCUGGCAUUCCCUCAAUCUUCUUUUGCCUAAAUCUGAUGCUGAGACUAAGAAGAACAUGGGCACACAGACUGUUGGCCUGUUCUACCCAUCUGGCAAGCUGCUAGCAAAGAAGGAACUGGAACUGGCUUCUCACAGGCAGAGGCAGGAGAAAAUGAGUGACCACAAACCUCUGCUCACAGCUGUCAGCCCAGGAAGAGGAUACUGGAGAAAACAGUUGGAGCAUAUCUCUGCUCACCUCCGGUCUUAUGCUCAGAACAACCCUGAAUUCCGGGCCUUGAUUGCAGAACCCAGGAUGGGAAAGCUUCUCUCUGCUACUGUGCAUGAAGAUGGUUAUGAAGUUAGCAUCAGGCUGAAUUAUAAUCAAGUCUCAAACAAGAGCCUUUACCUGAAUAAGAUGAAUUUCGCCGACCACCUCCUGGGCAGCGCCAUGGAGCGUGGUGAUGGGCUGUACAGCAGCAGGUCCAGCUGGGUGAGUGACUACAGCCAGCAUGCCUCAGAACCCACUGAGAAGAUCAUGAGGACAAAGAAUUUCAAGACCAAAAACUUUCCAGAAAAGGAGCAGCUCAUACCUGAGAACAAACUCCUGCUGAAAGAAGUCGGACCUGCUGGGGAAGGAAGAGUCUCUAUGAUUGAACAGCUGCUGGAUGAAGGAGCAGACCCCAACUGCUGCGAUGAAGAAGACCGGCCUGUGCUGACCGUGGCUGUUGUGAACAAUCACCCUGAAGCGAUCCCGGUUCUCGUGCAGAGAGGAUCGGACAUUGACCAGCCGUGGGGACCGUUCAAAAAUACAGCACUUCAUGAAGCAAUUCUCCUUGGCCUGGCAGGAAGGGAGUGCAUCGCCACUUUACUGGGAUGCAAUGCAAGCAUCCAGAAGAAGAAUGCCGGGGGCCAGACAGCAUACGACCUGGCUCUGAGCACUGGCAGUGACCUCAUCACCUCGCUUUUUGCAGCUAAGUUUGGCCAAGGGCUCGAGGACCAGCUCAUGCAACCCAAGAGCCUCAGCCUGGAUGACCAUUAUGCCUGAGGCCUCCACAGGGCUUCAUGUAAAGAAGCCCCACAGCCCUGGCGAUGCUUUGUUUGUUUCUUUCUGAAAUUUGUAUUUCAGGUUAGAAAUUGAGGUUGAGAGGAACUUACAAGAUUUUUGUUGUUUAAAAAAAAUUUCCAUUUGUCUUCUUCAGAGAAGGUUGUGUUCAGGUCUCUUGCCCACUUAUACAUGUGGUUGCUUAUUCUUGUUGACUAAUGUUCUGUGUAGAUUCUAGUUACCAGUCCUGUGUCAGAUUUACAGCAUGCAAGUAUCUUCUCCCAUUCUAAAGGCUUCCAAGUCAUGGAGUCAACCCAAUAGCCCAUCAAUCCAUGAAUAGAUUAAUAAGC
Molecule: messenger RNA, 2501 nt
Organism: Otolemur garnettii (small-eared galago)
Lineage: Eukaryota; Metazoa; Chordata; Mammalia; Primates; Galagidae
Gene: DZANK1
Product: double zinc ribbon and ankyrin repeat domains 1
Exons: 19
Coding region: 1-2154 (717 amino acids)
Biological process (GO): eye photoreceptor cell development
Molecular function (GO): protein binding
Source: RefSeq, a predicted model, not a curated record